UAAAUAUUAUAAUCUAAGAUAGAAAAGUCACGAGGUCACGAUUUUGUGGGGCCAGCUCAAUAAAUAAUCCAAAAUUGUGAUCUUUGUUUGCCAAGUGGCCCAAAGACAUUCUGAUUUGGCGCGCCGUCUAAACAUCCGGCGCACAUGGCUCAUGUUAAUCUCCAUCGUUUUCCCACUAAUUAAUUUGCAUUACUAUAGAUAACGAAAUAAACGAAGCAAUUAAGUAGUAAUAUAUUUUCCCAAUUAAAAGGGGCUCUAGAAUAUUGAUCUGUGUAGAUUUCAUACGAACCCUAGAAAUCCAAAUCGCCCAAAUCAACACCUCAGUUUUAGGUACAUUUAACUUGAUUUGCUUUACAGAUUAUUCCAUUGCGGCAAUUGUGUAAUUACUCGACUUCGAGCUAAAUCCCCGGUGUUUUUAUUUUUUUUAAUUUCUUAAUUGGUGGCAAUGGGAACAAGUAGUUAGUUUCGAUUGGGAUUCUAGUGUUUCGUCUAUCGUGGAAUUCUGGUUCGAUUCGAACACUGAGAAGUGUUUUUAGGUUAUAAUUUGAGAGAUUCGGGAGUUUUUUUUUUUUUUUUUUUUUUUUAAAUUUUAAUCUGGGAUUCCUCAUAGAACUGUAGUUGGGUUCUUACAGCUCACGAGUUCGCUGCUUAUAUAUUUUCUUCUAUAUACCCUGGGCGAUACUUAUCUCAAGUUGCUCGUGGUGGUUGUCUCAAGUUUUUAUUUGAAAUCAGCACUUUUUUUCCAUAUAAUUUGGCAUCUAUUAGGUCGGAUUUAGUUGGUUAAGACUCAAAUUAAGGGAUUUGUUAUACAAUUUGAGGUAAAAAAAUUGGAGGUGAGAUUUGCCCUUUUUGGGUUGAAAUAUCUAAUUAAUUGGAAGACUGUGAAUGAGGGGAAGGAGUUGGAGAUGAAAGGUGAAUUUUUGGGAUUGAGAGGACAACAAUGACUACAGGGUCAUUGGGUCUUCGAUCUUCGGGAAGUUAUGGAUCAUUGCAGCCAAUUCAAAACGGUUCGAUUUGUUUGCCGAUACAGACUACACCGCCUUUCUCAAGAAAGCCUCCAAAGAUGCUCAAGGAAAAGGAUAAAUUGUUCCACCGGAUCUUCAAAUUCGCCCCUCGAAAGAAAGUCGGAAUGCUGCUCUUGUGUCUUGCUUCGCUUGCAGUUUUCGUAUGGGUGUUAGCAGUUGGCAAAGGACAAGAUGCUCGCGAAAGCAUUCUUUCAAAUAUAAGAACUGUACCUGGGCCAUUAUCUGAGGAGAAAGUUAGCGUAAGUGAAACGUCCUCCUCUCGAAUUACGGCAAUUGAAAGAAGUGUAAAUGUUACUCUGCCACCUCCACCGCCACCCGUUUAUUUUACUGGAUACAAACUUCCACCUGGAAAUCCAUGUGAGCAUUUCACAUUGCCUCCUCCACCAGCAGAUAAGAAGAGAACGGGACCACGUCCUUGCCCUGUGUGCUACCUGCCUUUGGAAGACGCUGUUACUCUAAUGCCAAAUGCACCAUCUUUUUCUCCCGUCCUUAAAGAUUUGACAUAUAUUCAUGAUGAAAAUUUAACUAAAUCUGAAUUUGGUGGUUCGGAAUUUGGUGGAUAUCCUUCCCUGGGACAGAGGAGUGAUUCUUAUGAUAUACGAGAGUCAAUGAGUGUGCACUGUGGAUUUGUCAAAGGAGUUAAACCGGGCCAUGGGACGGGUUUCGACAUUGACGAAUCUGACCUUCUUGAGAUGGAAUCUUGUCAAGGAGUGGUGGUUGCAUCAGCGGUAUUCGGGGCGUUUGAUUUAAUACGGCAGCCGAAGAAUAUCAGUGAAUAUUCCAAACGAAACGUCUGCUUUCAUAUGUUUGUUGAUGAAGAAACAGAAGGGUUUCUGAGGAACUCUAGUCUGGUUGGCAGUGACAAUAAAGUGGGGUUGUGGAGAAUUAUAGUUGUUCGUAAUCUACCUUAUUCUGAUCCAAGACGCAAUGGAAAGGUUCCGAAACUACUACUGCAUCGGCUUUUUCCAAAAACCCGUUACUCGCUGUGGGUAGAUGCAAAACUUGAGCUAGUUGUUGAUCCAAUUCAAAUUCUCGAAAGAUUUUUGUGGAGGAAGAACGCAAGUUUUGCAAUAUCAAGGCACUACAAGCGUUUCGAUGUGUUUGUAGAAGCGGAAGCUAAUAAAGCUGCUGCCAAAUACGAUAAUGCUUCCAUUGAUUUCCAGAUAGAUUUUUAUAAAAACGAGGGUUUAACACCGUAUUCUGUGGAGAAGUUGCCCAUUACUAGUGAUGUUCCGGAAGGAUGUGUGAUAGUUAAGGAGCAUAUUCCGAUCGCGAAUCUCUUCACGUGUUUGUGGUUUAAUGAAGUGGACCGUUUUACUUCACGAGACCAGAUAAGUUUUUCCACCGUAAGAGACAAGAUCCAUUCCAAGACUAAUUACACUAUCAAUAUGUUCUUGGACUGUGAAAGGCGCAACUUUGUUGUCCAGGGCUACCACCGAGACUUGCUCGAGCACUGGUCUCCUCCACCACCACCCAUUGGCGGUGUUGCUCAAGUUCAUCCUCCACCACCCAUAAUCAUAACCAAUGAUAAUCCAAACGAACCCUCGGAAACGAUUCUAUUAAACAAUAAUUCGAUGAAUAAAGCUCCCAUAAAGCGUGGGAAAGACAGAAAAUCGAGGCGUCACAGGAAAAACAUUGCUGCCAAUUAAUACACAUUUUUGUCUAGGUUAAGACAACAUUCUUGAUUCUAGUAUUGUGCAGGAUGAGAGUAGUAGGUAAUUAAUUAUAUCUUCAUAUAUAUAGCAUUUUUUGUUUUCCUUCCUCUUUUUUUUUUUUUCUUUUUUUGAACUAUUCAAUUUUACAGAGGUUACAUUUAUCUAUUUUUUGAUGUACAUAUAUAAUCAUUUCGAAUAAUUAUCAUCAGGGUUUAAUCUAUAUUACAAGUUUAUCUGUAUGGACUAAUGUGGAUAGAGACAAUGAUACAUCAUUCCUUAUCUUCAUUAAUUUCAAACAAUGAAGUCAACGCUGAUUGACUCGAAUCUUGAUUA
Erythranthe guttata (spotted monkey flower) is the source of this 3013-nucleotide messenger RNA. RefSeq names its product putative hexosyltransferase MUCI70. NCBI's taxonomy places the organism in Eukaryota, Viridiplantae, Streptophyta, Magnoliopsida, Lamiales, Phrymaceae. The record is from RefSeq and is a predicted model, not a curated record.